UAAACAAAGGAAGCGCUAGCAGCGUUAGCUAUGUGAUGGAUUGAGUUCGCUGGAAGAAGGUUCUUAGGUCAUAACACAGGUAAUUAUUCAUGUUAUAGUUUAGCAACAAUGUCUUCAGUUCAGUAUUUGAGAGGGUUUAUCAACGAGAGACUAACUGCUGCUGCUGAAGAAAUAUUCGGAGUUAUAGAGAAAACUAUCGUCGAGUACGAAGAAGAGAUCGACCGUCAGCGCAGACUGUUGGAUAUAGCUUGGAAACCUGAAAUAAAGUUACACAGGAUAGUUCCUCCAGAGCUCCCACAGCAACAUGUCUGUAAGGAGGAGGAGGUUGUCGCUGAGCAGCAGCUCUGUGUUCAGGAGAGGAACUCCAGUGUGGAGCAAGAGGAGCCAAAGCCUCCAGAGAUUAAAGAGGAAGAGGAGGAACUGUGCAGCAGUCAGGAGGGAGAGCAGCUUGAAGUGAAGCAGGAGACUGAUGACUUUAUGUUGACUCCUACUAAUGAGGAAAGUGACCACAGUGAAGAUCAGACUGUGAACUUGAGAAUCAGUGAAACUCAGAAUAUGGUGAAGGAAAUGCCUCUACGGUACAUUUCAGAUAAAAGUCAUGUGGUCCCAGAACCAGACAGUGACCACCAGCUCCUCUCUCAUGAAGCUGAGAGCCAAGAUCAGAAAGGAGACAAGCAUGGAGACUCAGGUUCAACUAGAAAUGCAGAGCAAACAGAACCGAAUCACAACAGCAACAGUCACACUAACAACUCAUAUAACCCUACUAUAUCAACAAUUCACUAUAAUACUGACACAGGUAAAAAGUCUUUGAAUUGUGACACAUGUGGGAAAGCUUUCACAUGUAGGUCACUUUUUCAGAGACACCUGAGAGCACACACAGGUGAGAAGCCAUAUUCUUGCAACAUUUGCGGGAAAAAAUUCACUCAGACAUCAGGAUUGAAUGCUCAUAGAAGAACACACACAGGUGAGAAGCCAUUUAUUUGCAAGACAUGUGGGAAAGAAUUUGCAUUUAGCAGUCCCUUGACUGUCCACAUGAGAACUCACACAGGAGAGAAGCCAUAUUCUUGCAACAUCUGUGGGAAAAAAUUCAAUCAGAAAUCAGUAUUGAACAAUCAUAGAAGAACACACACAGGUGAAAAGCCGUACUGUUGCAAAACGUGUGGAAAAGAUUUCAGAACAAGAGGUAACUUUAUAGAGCACACCAGAAUUCACACAGGAGAGAGGCCGUACUCUUGCAAGACAUGUGGGAAAGAUUUUGGACGUAAGACUGACUUGAAUGUCCACAUGAGAAUCCACACAGGUGAGAAGCCACAUUCUUGCAGCACCAUGGAAAAGAAGCUGUUGGACAACAGAAUUGAAAUCUCCUGUAAGAACCCAUACAGGUGA
Molecule: messenger RNA, 1386 nt
Organism: Epinephelus fuscoguttatus (brown-marbled grouper)
Lineage: Eukaryota; Metazoa; Chordata; Actinopteri; Perciformes; Serranidae
Product: zinc finger and SCAN domain-containing protein 2-like
Exons: 2
Coding region: 109-1386 (425 amino acids)
Biological process (GO): regulation of transcription by RNA polymerase II
Molecular function (GO): DNA-binding transcription factor activity; RNA polymerase II cis-regulatory region sequence-specific DNA binding
Source: RefSeq, a predicted model, not a curated record